GCACAGCGGGAUGGAUUUCUGAAGUUAUUGUAGGAGUGUUGACUACUCCUAUUAAUGAUGAACCAAUAACAAACGAAGUUGAAAAUAAGAAACGCGCAGCAAAAAUAAAGAAACGCGCAGCCGCUCUGGCACAUUUGAAGGCCAGAAAUGGUGGGAAAAUUCCAGAAGAAUAUUAUGGUCGAUUUGUGGCCAACGGCCGUCCAGAAGGCUAUGAGAAAGGUGAAUAUGAGAAUAGUUAUAAGGGAUAUUCUAGUGCUGGAAAUUCGGAUCCCUUCAAUUUAGAGCAAAAUGCAAUUUUCUUGUAA
Messenger RNA from Racocetra fulgida, 305 nucleotides. Lineage: Eukaryota; Fungi; Glomeromycota; Glomeromycetes; Diversisporales; Gigasporaceae. The record is from the annotation of a GenBank genome assembly.